Molecule: messenger RNA, 669 nt
Organism: Eruca vesicaria subsp. sativa (arugula)
Lineage: Eukaryota; Viridiplantae; Streptophyta; Magnoliopsida; Brassicales; Brassicaceae
Source: the annotation of a GenBank genome assembly
AUGGAAUGGUCAACUACGAGCAACGUUGAAAACAUGAGAGUUGCUUUUAUGCCACUGCAGUGGCUGGAGUCUAACUCGUCCAAUUCUCUCCACAACUUCAGCUAUGAUCCUUAUGCAGGAGAUUCGUCUACGCAUGUCCUUACGCAAAUUGGACCGGUUGUCUCUGCAGUACCGGAAUCCUCAGAAAAGAUCACCAAUGCGUGCCAACGCCCAAGUAACGACAACGAGAUGACAAAGAAGAAAAAGAAGCUAACGAAUGAACAACUAGCUUCACUUGAACAGAGUUUUCAAGAAGAUAUCAAAUUAGAUUCAGACAGGAAGCUGAAGCUGUCAAAUGAGCUUAGUUUGCAGCCACGUCAGGUAGGUGUUUGGUUCCAGAACCGCCGUGCACGGUGGAAGGUAAAGCAUCUCGAGGAGUCGUACGACUCGCUAAAGAAAGAGUAUGACGUGGUUUCGAGACAGAAUCAAAUGCUACACGAUGAGGUGAUGAAGCUGAGAGGUAUAAUACUAAAAGACCAUUUGAUGAAGAGGCAAUCAUCAUCAAAUCUGAACAACAAUCAAAUCGUUGGAGGAAGUCAAAUUUACGGCACUGAUCAAUACAAUAACUCGACGUUUGUUACAUCUACUUGCUGGCCCCCGUUAUCAUCGCAACAGCCCUAUCCAUGGUAG